This is a messenger RNA of Emericellopsis atlantica, 1203 nucleotides long. RefSeq names its product OTU domain-containing protein 6B. Gene Ontology annotation, biological process: protein deubiquitination. Gene Ontology annotation, molecular function: cysteine-type deubiquitinase activity. NCBI's taxonomy places the organism in Eukaryota, Fungi, Ascomycota, Sordariomycetes, Hypocreales, Bionectriaceae. The transcript has a single exon. The record is from RefSeq and is a predicted model, not a curated record. Bases 172 to 1185 code for a protein of 337 amino acids.
UGACUUGACGUCCCCACAUGCGUCAUUCUUGCUGCCCGCCUGAUUGAUUGCUGCCCCUCCAACUCCAACUCCAAGUUCCCACGACCAAGCCAAAAAGUUGAACCUACACCCUUCCCCGGAGGCGCAGCCCUCUCAACAUUGACUCUUUCACCAUCCACACCCGCCGCCACCAUGGACGCGCCCGGCGAGACGGUCGAGCAGAUGCAGGCGCGCCACCGUCGCGAGGCCAAGGAGCUGCAGGGCCGGAUCACGUCCAAGAAGAAGAACGCGAGCAAGAAGACGCGCAAGGGGGUCAAUGACGAGUGCGAGGGGAUGGAGCGUGACAUGCGGCAGCGGCAGGGCGAGGAGCUCGCGACGCUACAGGCGCCUUCUUCUGAGGAAUCAAUGUCGCCCGACAACGAGGAGGCCCCGAGCCGCGUGGAGAGGAUGGAGAACAAGGUCGAGGAGAAGCUGGAAAAGGCCGUGCACAAGCUGCACCUCGGCGGCAGCAGCCCUAAAGACACCACGAAUGGACACAAGGCCACCCCCUCCAACGCAGACGACGCCCUGCACGGCAAGAAGCGAAACAGACAGCGGGAGCGGCUGGCCAGGCGGGCGGCAGAGCAGGAGGCGGCCGCCGCGCGGGCCGAGGAGGAGGCGUCGACCAUGACGGACGACCGGGCGCGCGAGAGCGAGUACAUGGACAAGAUGUUUGCGACGUACGACCUGGCGGAGAAGGAGGUUGCGCCGGACGGGCACUGCCUGUUCAGCGCGGUGGCGGACCAGCUGGCGCAGGCGGGCGUGCCGCUGUCGGACAGUCACGACAAGGAGACAGACAAGGAGACAGACAAGGAGACAGACAAGGAGACAGACAAGGAGACAGACAAGGAGGAGCCCUACAAGACGGUGCGGCGCGCGGCGGCGGCGUACAUGCUCGCGCACGCAGACGACUUUGCGCCCUUUCUCGAGGGCGACCUGGACACGUACGCGGCGCAGAUCCGGGACACGGCCGAGUGGGGCGGGCAGCUGGAGCUCAUGGCGCUCGCGCGGCGGUACAAUGUCGAGAUCCGCGUCGUGCAGGACGGGCGGACGGAGAAGAUUGGCGAGCGCGAGGGCGACGACGGCGGGCGGGUGCUGUGGCUGGCGUACUACCGGCACGGGUACGGGCUGGGCGAGCACUACAACUCGCUGCGCAGGAGAGGAUAGUCCUACGUAUCUUUAUUU